GGGCUUCAGGAGCAGGGCAGCUGUUCUGCAGAGCUGGGCCAUGACAGCGACGAGUCGAUGAGGCUGUUGUCAAUGAACUUGCUCUUUCUGCGUCCUCUUCCUUUGGCUGUUUUCUGCAGGAGGCAGCAAGGAUGGCAGUGAUGAACCAGGUGGUGGCGACGUGCUGGACGUGUCUGCUCCUCUCCGCCUUCCUGUGUGAGCCCGUGCUGGCCAAAGGAGGCCGUGGAGGUUCCCGGGGGUCCUCACGUGGCACCUCCUCCCGUGGUUCAUCUGUGGGGGGUUACCGUGCGGGAGGUGGAUACGGCGGGACGCGCUCCCGCUUCGGCGGUGCGGGGCGCUCGUCCCCGGUGCGCGUGGCGGCCGCAGCGGCUGCAGGCGCGGCGGUGGCGUUAUCAGCUGAUAAGUGGUACGCAUCUGCCUACCGCCGAAGCAACACCGACAGCUCAGAGGAAGACCUGGAUUACUACAAUCGGACCAAUUAUUUCGAUGCCCAAAUGUCAGGAACAACUCAAAAUGUAUCAUCUCUCACUCAAGUUGUUUCUAUCAUUAUAGCAACGUUUUCCCCCAAAUAUGGAUACUUACUGGACAGUAUAUUGUAGAUGUUUACCUAAUUUAUUAUGUCCAAUUGAUGAUUAAGUCUAGUGCUAUACUGCCCUGCACUUGUCCAAAAUGUGCAGAACUGCCUAGAAACCUGCACUGUGAAGGCCGGCUGGGAAGGCAACACGAUGGUGGAAGGAAACAACAAUCACAAAAACCUGAACACCUCACUGUACUGUACAUAACACUUAUAAUCACCUAUACCAACUGACACAUGUACAUAACCAGCACAGCAUUCAGUGUGACAUUUCAUCUCUCAAAUAUUCAGCUGCUGUCAGAUCUAUUUCAGUCUGCAUAAUCAAGAUAGGUGCCAAACAAAUUAAUCAUCAGUUUCCUGACUUAAUGCUAGAUACCCUUGUAUCCAACUGAAACAAUUAGUUUGCUCAGACAGCAUAAAGCCUAUUGAGAGUGUAGGCAAACCUCUGCGUGCCAAUCUUAUUAAGUUAGACUAUUACAUUUUUAUUAUAAAAAAGCCUUAUUUUCAUAACGUGCGUACAAGUGCAAAGUGUAUGGCCAGCAACACUGCUCACUACUGUUGAUGUGAACAGUAACUUAGUUCAAGGUUUGUGUGGAAAUGUGAAAACCCACGGUCUGUCAUGUCACUGUUUACACAUACACUACAUUUUCUAAAAAUACUAAGGUGCAGAUAACUAUGAAAACUAUGACUAAUUUUUUAUUUUUUAAUUUUGACAACAGGGUAGAAUUGCACUUAAAUUUGACUACAGCACCACAUUGGCACCAGCAUUAUUGCGCCUGUGAAAUAAAGGUACCAUGCUGCAUGUCAUUUUUUUUUUUUUUUUUAUAAAAACCCUACAUCCCUUGGUAUUAUGACCACAUGUGAGGGUUCUUACCAACUUUCCCUUUCUUAAAGUCAUACCUUUCCCAGAAAAAAAUAUAUAAAAUAUAUAAGAUAUAUAACACCAUACCUAGUGGCCAUAGCUAAAGAUGAUUCUUCACCACAAUAAAUAAAACAUUGUCAAGUAACAGUGGAUCGCUAUUUGCAUCUCAAACCUCAUAAAAUGAGCAGUGCGGUGUGUAUCAGGAGAGUUAAACAGCAUUAGCCAUAAUUAUGCAGAAUUUCUGUGCAAUUGCCAAACUUUUCAAAUUCAUUUUCCUGUGUAAAAAGGACAUUUAUGGGUCAGAGGCGGGGUGGGGAGGGAUAUUUCUGUAGAAAACAUCCUGCUACUGUCAUUGUUACUCAUAUCUCUGAAGGUUAUGUCGGGUUUCUGGGUCAGUCCAACAUCCCAGAGGAGUUUUUCACCUGCAGUAGACACUCAGGAGCAACAGACUGUUUCUUAGAUACACCUGCACUCUAUAAUAUGCUACAAUAUUUGCGAAAACAAGAUUCUGGACAUAAUGAAUACAGAUUUUAUUAUAACUGUCUUUAUGCUAAUAAAUAUCCCUUGUUUACAUCA
This is a messenger RNA of Myripristis murdjan (pinecone soldierfish), 2012 nucleotides long. RefSeq names its product shadow of prion protein (gene sprn). The record is from RefSeq and is a predicted model, not a curated record. The transcript is spliced from 2 exons. Gene Ontology annotation, cellular component: membrane. NCBI's taxonomy places the organism in Eukaryota, Metazoa, Chordata, Actinopteri, Holocentriformes, Holocentridae. The coding region runs from base 132 to 599 and encodes 155 amino acids.